Molecule: messenger RNA, 1446 nt
Organism: Postia placenta MAD-698-R-SB12
Lineage: Eukaryota; Fungi; Basidiomycota; Agaricomycetes; Polyporales; Adustoporiaceae
Exons: 3
Coding region: 1-1446 (481 amino acids)
Source: RefSeq, a predicted model, not a curated record
AUGUCUUACAGCCACUUCACCUCCUUUGCCCCAACCACCGUCUACGAUCCUUCCGGCGUAGACGGGAUCACGCGCUCCAUGGAACAGUCAUUCCGCCUUGACUCACACCCAGAUACUUUGCAAGAACACUCCUCCGAUGACUUUGCCGUGCAUCAGUGUGACGCCCAUUGCGAACCACUUGCGCACUCCGGGCUACCGGUCGUGUUCAAUGCCGCCGAGGAGUAUGGCACACCAUGGUGCUCAGGAAGUACCCCUUUCGCACCAUGUGACACUCACACUGGGAUACUCCUGGCGUCCGACUGCACACCUGGAUGCUCGCCCAUCGCCGACAUAUCUCACAUUCACGUCGAUCCUAUUCAUGUCGCGCAUCCCAGUACAUGGGAGAUAGCCUCCGCCUUGGAAGACUCACCUUCGGCCACGAGAUCGUCCUCACUGCGCUCCUCUUCGGGCUCGUCAACGUCUCUUUCCCUUUCGUCCCCUUCUUCGUCCAUGUCCUCCUGGCGCAAUGACACCGGCGCAAUCGACAGCGGAAGCUUCCGUGACGUCCUCAGUCCUUCUCAACCGUCGCCGGACUCUCUCGAUCGCGAUAUGCAUUCGUCCGCCUUGCGUUCGAGUCAUGUCGAGCCGUCGUCGUCCGUGCGCGGGGUGUCUGGCCCCUCGUCGCGCCGUCCACAAGGCCCCAAGAAGCACAGACGAUCCCCUACGCACACGCGCUCGCGCCUACGGCAGGUUAAAGCCGAAGUGUUGGCGCUCAAGGUCUCGAUCGCCCGUGGGAGGAAAGAUUGCAAGUGCACGGUUUGCGAAAAUGUAUUCAAGUGUCGUAGCGAACUAUGGCGACACAUGAAGGCCCAUGCGGGCGAGGCGCACGGCAAGAAGUGGAAGUGCUGCGGUGUCCCCGUCGAGUUGGCUGCAGAGUACAAUGUCGCGAGGGAUGCAAAGCCGUACAGGCACAAUGGCAGGUCGAUGGUGGGUGGGUGCGGGACCAAGUGUGGUCGCAGAGACACAUUGCAGCGCCAUCUGAAUACGAACGUAGGCAUUUGCGUGGGAAAUGUGGAAAGAGCGGUAGCAUUGGAAGACCAUCGACUGGAUUGGGCUUGUCAGAAUGCUGCCGUCUGCUCUGCGAGGUCUGAAAGUGAACCUAUGUCAUUUGUCAAGCGGGGACGUCGUUUCUGCGCCGAAUAUUUCGUCGUCUUUGUCGAGCACAUGCCAAACCCUAACAGACCACCAGCGUCUGAGUGGGACGAUAACGUCGAUGUGCUGCAACGGCUGUGGCACGAGCGACUUGGACUACCUAGGUGGAGGCCAAAAUUACUAUACAAUCUCGUGAAUCAUGGGACAUCAGCGCGAAGCCGCUCUCGCUUCGAUAAAAUUACAAGGCGAGUGAAAGGACAAUUUGUGAUCGAAAGAAGACGCCCCAUGAAAACUUGCAUUACGCGUCCAUGGUAA